GAGCAUCAAGUGGUAUUGGGGCGGAAACUGCGCGUGUCCUUGCAUUACGGGGUGCCCAUGUUAUCAUGGGUGUGAGGAAUAUGGGUGCAGGAGAAGAGGUUAAAGAAGCUAUUGCUAAUGAAGUUCCAGCUGCUAAGAUUGAUGUCAUGGAGUUGGAUCUCAGUUCAAUAGCUUCUGUUAGGAAAUUCGCAUUAGAUUUCGCUUCCUUGGGUAUCCCACUGAACCUUCUAAUUAACAAUGCAGGAAUAGGAAAUCACUUCAUGCUUUCCAAGGACAACAUAGAACUACAGUUUGCCACAAACCAUUUAGGUCAUUUUCUUUUGACAAAUCUUUUAUUGGACACCAUAAAGAAAACGUCACGUGAAACCAAAAGAGAAGGAAGAAUUGUAAAUGUUUCAUCAGAGGGGCACCGAUUUACGUAUCGUGAAGGAAUUCGUUUUGAUAAUAUCAAUGAUGAAGCAGGAUACAGCAGUGCACGCGCAUAUGGCCAAUCAAAGCUUGCUAACAUUUUGCAUGCUAAUGAGCUUGCAAGACGUUUAAAGGAAGAUGGUGCGGAAAUAACUGCAAAUUCGUUACAUCCAGGAGCAAUUACCACCAACCUCUACCGUAGUAACAGCCUUAUUAUGGGUCUUGUUAACAAACUUGGUAAAUAUGUGCUUAAAAAUGUUCAACAAGGAGCAGCAACUACAUGCUAUGUGGCAUUGCAUCCACAAGUGAAGGGGAUUAGUGGUGAAUAUUUUGCAGACAACAACUUGGCCAAAGCAAGUUCACAGGCUACAGAUGUUGAGUUGGCUAGGAAACUUUGGGAUUUCAGUGCCACAUUGGUUAAGAAAUAGUUAUUCCAUUGUAAUUUCAUUAAAAUCUUUCAUACCUUUAAAAAUUACAAGUGAAUCCAAAAGAUGGUUGUGUGUGUGUGUGUGUGUGUGUAAUAGAGUGGGUGGAGUUUUCCUUUAGAUGAAAGAGGAAUUAUAAUGACUAGUCUUGUGUUGGGUAACUCGACCCUUAGUGGAACAAGCAGAAAUUGAUAAAUAGACUUUCCAUCUUAGUUGGAAGCAGAAGGUGUCUUGACUGUCAAUCAUGGAAAGAUCACUUGACACUAGUAAUUUAGUUAAUUUAAUAUGUUUUCUACUUAUUGUUAAUGAAUAAAAAUAGUGUGUUGUGGUUACAUUGA
This is a messenger RNA of Camellia sinensis, 1171 nucleotides long. Lineage: Eukaryota; Viridiplantae; Streptophyta; Magnoliopsida; Ericales; Theaceae. The record is from RefSeq and is a predicted model, not a curated record.